AUGUAUACAUCUUCCAAACCAGAUGCUGAAAUGUCGUCUACUGUUGCAACGACAACAUCCCCGUCCGUAGCAACUGAUGUAAAACAUGAUGUUUCGUCUACUGUUGCAACUACAACGCCGACAGGAGCAACUGAUGUAAAUAAUGAUGCUUCGUCUACGACUCCCAACACACCAGAUGAUGAUAUGCCGUCUACUGUUGCAACAACAACAUCCCUGACAGUAGCAACUGAUUUCAAACAUGAUGCUUCGUCUACGGCUACUAACCAACCAGAAGUUGAUGUUUCGUCUACUGUUCCAAAUACGAUAUUCACAACCGAACCUGCUGAUGUGACGUCUUCUGGUCUAUCUACAUCCAACUGGAAAGAACAAACUGCUGUUUUAUCAACAUUGUCAACAACCACUACUCUGUUUCCUUCUGCAGUCGUGAAUGACAACUGCAGUAAAUGUUGCUUCAAGUCAAUCAAGACACGAAAUCUCGACCAAGAAGAACGUGAUGAGAUCAAACAUGCGUUGAAGGUUCAGCUGGCUGUGAACAAAACCAACCUGUCUAUUCAGAAGCGUAAAUUCAUCAGUGUGUAUGACUCCCGGCCUAGCAGUGUAGCUAUGGGGUGUCUAGCUUGUGUCGUUUUGGCCGCAGUUGUCGGGGUGAUCGUUGUACCGGACGCCAUCACUCUCGGGGGAUUCGUGUACAAAUGGUUUUAG
Messenger RNA from Mizuhopecten yessoensis (Yesso scallop), 702 nucleotides. Its product is annotated as cell wall protein DAN4-like. The coding region runs from base 1 to 702 and encodes 233 amino acids. NCBI's taxonomy places the organism in Eukaryota, Metazoa, Mollusca, Bivalvia, Pectinida, Pectinidae. The record is from RefSeq and is a predicted model, not a curated record. The transcript has a single exon.